AGAAACGAGUGAACCACAGUUUGAUACGUCAAAAUGGACGUCGAAGGCAAAGAUUGCACAAAACUGGCGCUGCUAUCAUCGAGCGACCGAUCUUUUUUUCGCGUAUAUUGUUAUUUAGCAUGAGUUGCUAUCGAAGAUACAUUGCGAGCAACAGCAAAGUUUGUUUUUCAUUCACGUGGACUCAAAAAUAUUGCAUGUUGCAAUUAUUGCACAAUUGGUGAUAUAUUACGAAAGCCUGAAAACAAUGUGUGAACUGUGGAAAUAAUCAGUAUUGUGAGCAUACUCAAUGUACUAUUUUUUUGAUUACAACACUAUCGAUUCCUUUGGAACCAAUUUAUACUGAGCACAAGUAAGACGGAUCUGAUCGGGUUUCGAGCACGCACUCGGGAACGGAUUUCAUUAAAUCUCCAAACUGGAUUAUAUGUAUCGAAGAAAAACCAUUUGAUUUGCUCGAAGUUAGAAGGAUACGCGCCGUAACACACAAGCUUGCAGACAGGAAAAUAAUUACGACCGUGCAAUAGUGUAACGAAAAAAGAAGAAAAAUUUGUCUCAGCAAAUGAAAAUCAGUGCAAGUGUUUAGUGAGGUGUGUUUUCUGUGAACUUUCUCUACUCGUAGAUCGCUGUUGCAGAAAGAGGGAGGAAAAAACAUCACGCGAAUUCAAUAGUCACUGCGGAAGCGAAGCUGAAAAAAAAAUCAAAGUAAAUCAUUUUACUCUUACUGAAACCGAUUAUCCUAUCAGCUACAGUCUGUUGUGGUUUUCGUGAGUCUGUGGCCUCUGUCUGCGUAAUAAGUGUAAACCGCCAGCGGAAAAUAAAAUUAACCCGUGAACCAAUCAACAAAACAGCCAACUUCAUGAGUUUCGAUUGGAACAAGGAGCAGCAGCUUGAACAGCAGCAGCAAACACGUCGUCGACUGUAAGCAGCAAUUGGUUGCUAACCACAACACGGUACCCAACAACCAGCCGAAAGUUGCACGAGUGCCGCCAAGCAACGACGGCUCAGUUCAACGAAGUAGGGGUACUUCGCGCCCAACUUCAUUCAAGAUGGGUGACGUUGAUCCAGAGACACUAUUAGAAUGGCUUUCAAUGGGCCAGGGAGACGAACGGGACAUGCAGCUGAUUGCGUUGGAGCAGCUCUGUAUGUUGCUUCUCAUGUCCGAUAACGUGGAUCGUUGUUUUGAGAGCUGUCCACCACGAACGUUCCUUCCAGCCCUAUGCAAAAUAUUUCUGGAUGAGCUAGCACCGGAGAACGUGCUAGAAGUGACGGCCCGUGCCAUUACUUACUACCUGGAUGUAUCAUCAGAGUGCACACGCCGUAUCGUAGCGAUCGAUGGUGCUAUCAAAGCAAUCUGCAAUCGGCUCGUAGUUGCAGAUCUCGACAGCCGAACGAGCCGCGACCUGGCAGAGCAGUGUAUAAAAGUGCUGGAACUGAUAUGCACCCGUGAAGCCGGAGCAGUGUUCGAGGGAGGUGGACUGAACUGUGUUCUUUCCUUCAUCCGCGACAAUGGAUCUCAAAUUCACAGAGACACACUUCACUCGGCUAUGGCCGUUGUGUCGAGGUUGUGUACCAAGGUUGAACCACAAGGUGCUAAUGUGCAGACCUGUGUAGAAAGCCUUAGUACACUGCUUCAACACGAGGAUCCACUUGUGGCAGAUGGUGCGCUCAAGUGCUUCGCCUCCGUCGCAGAUCGCUUCACACGAAAGGGAGUUGAUCCGGCGCCACUAGCAGAGUAUGGACUAGUUACAGAACUUCUCAACCGGUUGAGCAAUGCAGCUGGACCCCAAACAACAGCAGCAGCUGCAGGGACAAGUUCCAAUGCAUUAGCCGGUGGUCAAGCAAACAGCCAAGAAGCAGUUGCCGCCUCACCACCUCAGCUUUCAUCCUCUGCACCCAAGAACCAAGGAGUGACGGAAGCUGGUCGAUCAAGUCAGUCUAUCGCCACCACCAUAUCACUGCUAUCGACGUUAUGUCGAGGAUCGCCUUCAAUCACUCACGAUCUGUUGAGGUCCAAUCUUCCAGAGGCGAUGGAACGGGCCUUCAAGGGCGAUGAAAGAUGCGUGCUUGACUGCAUGAGGUUGGCCGAUCUCAUCUUGUUGCUAUUGUUCGAAGGUCGACAAGCGUUAGGCAGAGUCGGUGGAUCUAGUGGCCAACUGGCUCCGCGGGUACGAAGAGCCGAUUCCAGCACGGAACGAACACAUCGACAACUAAUUGAUUGCAUACGAAGUAAGGACACAGAAGCUCUCAUUGAAGCCAUCGAAUCCGGUGGAAUCGACGUCAACUGUAUGGACGACGUUGGUCAAACACUGCUGAAUUGGGCUUCGGCUUUCGGUACUCUUGAAAUGGUAGAAUUUUUAUGUGAUAAAGGUGCUGACGUGAACAAAGGCCAGCGAAGUUCCUCUCUGCAUUACGCGGCUUGCUUUGGCCGGCCGGGAAUUGCUAAAGUGCUGCUCAAACAUGGUGCCAACCCAGAUCUGCGGGACGAAGAUGGUAAAACUCCACUGGACAAGGCUCGCGAGCGACCGGACGAAGGCCAUCGAGAGGUUGCAUCGAUCUUGCAAUCACCCGGCGAAUGGAUGACCGCUGCCACCCGAUCAGAUCUGAAAAGCGACACUGAGAGUGGAGAUAGUGAACCGCGAGGCGACCCGGAAAUGGCACCGGUAUAUCUCAAAUUCUUCUUACCCAUAUUCUGUAAGACGUUCCAAAGCACAAUGCUGGCUAGCGUUCGGCGAUCUAGUUUAGGUUUGAUUAAGAAAAUGAUCCAAUACGUUCAACCAGAUAUGCUUUCGAGGCUUUGCUCCGCCGAAGGUUUACAAAGUCACGAACAUAGCUUGGGAACACUACUAGUCGAAGUCGUAGCGAGUGUCCUAGACAAUGAGAUAAGCUACAGCUGGCCAUCACAGUCAACACCACCGUCUGUACUGCCCUUAACCGUUUCCUCCUCUUCUACUACUAGUAGCAAUAGCAUUCUAGCGAAGUACAGUUGCGCUGACCGAGUGAGCAAGUACGUUCAAAAUCUAAGGCAACAGCAGCAGCAGCGCCGUAACUCUAGCUCUUACAUAAUUCCUCCGCCACCGCCAAUGCUACCGCUGACCUCGUCACCGAUGGCAGCACAGGUGCCCCCGUGUUCGCUCAGCGAAAACCAUCAUCCUGUGGAGAGCUGCAAAAGCAAUAACAACACAAAACGUUGUAGUCAAAGCAAUUGGUCUGAUCUGAGCAUUGCGGAUGACGAGGAUGGUCACCUGGUGGUGCUCACCAUCAUCGAAGAACUUAUGUCGAAGACCCAAAAUGAUUUCCUCGACCACUUUGCCCGUCUCGGAGUGUUUUCUAAAGUGCAGGCCUUGAUGGGAGAAAACGGCUUCGGCGAUAGCGAUAAUAACGAUGUGAUCAAAUCCGAGGAAUCGAAAGGCACUACGACAUUCGAGCAAGCCCCUUCUGGAGCAGCAGCAGCGACAGCAGUAGUCGUGAGCAGCGCAGCUGGAACGGUGGUUUCCGCAGGGAUUAGUGCGAUGGAUGAUGCCAAGGAAAUCCUCCCGGGGAAGGCGUACCAUUGGCGAGACUGGAGCAUCUGCCGCGGGAGAGAUUGCCUGUACGUUUGGUCCGAUUCGGCGGCACUGGAACUCUCCAAUGGUUCCAACGGUUGGUUCCGAUUCAUUCUCGACGGGAAACUAGCGACUAUGUAUUCCAGUGGUAGCCCAGAAAACGGAAGCGAUAGCUCAGGCAAGGGAAGGAGUGUGGAUUCCUUAGCCAGCGAAGAAAACCGUGGCGAAUUCCUAGAGAAACUGCAGCGUGCGCGAGGUGCCGUGCGACAGGGAACCGCAUCGCAGCCCAUACUGUCCUCACCAAGUCUGUCGCGGAUAGUGGUCGGCAAUUGGGUGCUUCAAAGUCAGAAAGAACAUCAGCUACAUAUCAACAACUCCGAAGGACACCAGGUAACCAUUCUGCAGGAUGAGUUGCCUGGCUUCAUUUUCGAAAGCAACCGUGGCACAAAACACACAUUCACCGCAGAAACAACGCUCGGACCGGACUUUGCCGCUGGUUGGAUCAACACAAAGAAGAAGAAGAUGCGUUCCAAGGCGGAAGCACAAAAAUAUCAGGUAAAAAACAUCGCCCGAGAUAUAUACAACCGAUAUUUCCGUGCAGCUCAGGCCGUUCCCCGUGGGGCAGUGGCCAAGCUAUGCAUCAUUGUUCGACAAAUUGAGUGUGCCCUAGAGGAGCAAUGUGCACCAAAACCGACUACGUUGCAGGUGCGGAUUCAACUCCAGCUGCAGGACAGCCAGAAAACUACUACCACCUGGCAGGAGAAAUUGUAUGGUGCGCUGAAUGAUCUUGUGCAACUCCUCAACGAGGACGGCGUAAUCAGUGCCUACGAGAUGCACAGUUCGGGACUGGUUCAAGCAUUAGUGGCGGUUCUCUCCAGAAAUUAUUGGGAACUCGGCCUGAAUCGAAGCAAGGCAAAUAAGUACCAGAAGCAGCGGAUAUCUAUAUUCAAGAAGUGCAUGUAUGGCGAUUCCAAAAAUGGAAAGAACACCGCAAGUAUAUUGGUUCAGAAAUUGGUUUCCGUCCUUGAAAGCAUCGAAAAAUUGCCAAUACACAUGUACGAUUCCCCGGGCGGAAGCUAUGGACUGCAGAUCCUCACGAAACGGUUGAGUUUCCGGCUUGAGAGAGCUGCCUGUGAACAGACUCUUUUCGACAGGACUGGCAGGAAUUUAAAGAUGGAACCACUGGCUACAGUUGGCCAGCUAAAUAAGUAUCUUUUGAAAAUGGUCGCUAAGCAGUGGUAUGAUAUGGACCGGUCCUCGUUCCUUUACCUCAAGAAACUAAAGGACACAAAGGGAGGUGCUGCCGGUGUACAAUUCAAACACCAACAUGACUUCGAUGAGAAUGGAAUCAUAUAUUUCAUUGGAACGAACGGAAAGUCCACCGAAUGGGUCAACCCGGCGCAAUAUGGACUGGUCACUGUUACGAGUAGCGAAGGAAAACAGCUGCCCUAUGGUAAGCUGGAGGACAUCCUGUCUAGGGAUAGUGUGAGCGUGAAUUGCCACACCAAAGACAAUAAGAAAUCAUGGUUCGCCGUUGAUCUGGGAAUGUAUAUAAUCCCGACAGCUUAUACUUUGCGUCAUGCCCGUGGAUAUGGGCGUUCCGCGCUUCGGAAUUGGAUGUUUCAAAUGUCCAAAGAUGGAAUCAACUGGGUUACGAUGCUAACGCAUACCGAUGAUAAGAGUCUUGCCGAGCCAGGCAGUACCUGUACCUGGCCGAUUGAGGGUCCAAUCGAAGAGCAACAGGGCUAUCGUCACAUUAGAAUUCAUCAAAAUGGAAGGAACGCAUCUGGUCAAACGCAUUAUCUCAGUUUGAGUGGAUUCGAAAUUUACGGCAAAGUUACAUCCGUUUGCGACGAUAUGGGGAAAGCCGCCGCCAAAGAGAACGAAGCUAAGCUAAGAAAGGAACGGCGACAGAUCCGUGCCCAGCUAAAGUACAUCACACAGGGAGCACGAGUGAUUCGAGGUGUAGACUGGCACUGGGAUGAUCAGGAUGGAAGUCCUCCAGGAGAAGGUACGGUUACCGGUGAAAUUCACAACGGUUGGAUCGAUGUUAAGUGGGAUCAUGGGCUGAGAAACUCUUAUCGUAUGGGAGCAGAAGGAAAAUACGAUCUGAAGCUGUCGAAUAGUGAUAACCUGAACGCACCAUACGAUUUAAAUAAUGCUGGUGCAGGUUUGGUUUCUUUGGGCGGAUCGAAUACAUCUUCAUCGAAAAAAGUUUAUGACAAAUCACUCAAUGUCCUAACCAGUCGUAAAUCAAGUUCUACCCCGAGCUUACCGGAAGCAACUGAGAAUAAAACAUCCGUGGCGUCGACAGAACAGGCCACUUCAGUAGACAAUCUCGCUUGGAAACAAGCAGUGGAAGUCAUUGCUGAGAAUGUGCUCUCUUGUGCUAGAUCGGAUUUGACCAGUGGUGGUAGCAGUAGCAACGAUUUAUCCACACCGAGCGCGAACAACAACAAUCUGAACAAUCAAGAAGUAUCCGUCAUUGUACAUUCUUUGGGAGAACGAGGUAACAUCCCUGAUUUGUCCCAAAUCAACACUAGUACUUCAACGCUAGUUUCUGAUUUGGCCACUAUUACGGAAAAUCUCACGCUAUCUGACAAUAUCAAGAACAAUAUUGUGACCGGAAGUGGCACACAAUUUGUUAGCAACUUUGGAACUCAGCUUCCAACUUGCUCAUCUUCUUCAUCUUCGGAAGAAAACAACAAAACAAACAACAUCAACGAAACAAACAAUAAAAUAAACCUCAACAACAGCAGCAGCAGCAAUGCCGGUAAAACUGCUUACCUCCCCACAAAACUGGAUGUUUUGGAUAAGAUGCGAGAAGGGGUUGAUAUGCUUCGUAACAACACGAACAAUUUGCUCUCCUCUGAACUGUUAACUCAAUCAAAUCUGCUAUCGUCAGUAAAAAUAGCUCUCCCAACUCCACAGCAAUCCCAAGCUCUGCAACAAUCGGGAACUGGUCCAGCUGGUACGAUCUUCGUGGCGAGCGCAAGUACCAGCAGCUCCGGUAACUUAUCCUCCGAUAAAACAAGCGAAAUCAAAUUCAACAACACUAUCAAUAACAACGGAGGAGUCACCAAAAAGGUGCUGAACGAAGUGAAGCAGCAGGAAUCCGAUGAUCGAGAUGUGGCCAACAAUCUGAAAAAUAAUAUUGUGGCCGCUGACUCGGGAGCUAGUUCUUCGAAGGACAGUGCCCAGAAUUCGGAGUCACCCUCAGUAGUGGUAGCUAAUCCGAUGAGUGUCAGCGUACCAAACCUCACAAGCAACGAAAAUAACGCUCAACCAGAAUCUCAAACGCCACCCGGUCUGCUGGAAACGUUUGCUGCAAUUGCCCGUAGACGUACCUCGGGCAGUUCGGUUUCACACCAACAGCAAUCCGGUUCGAGCACCUCGGGAAGCAAUUGCUCGAGCAAUGUCCAACCUAAUAAUCAGCUGAGCAGUGUUGCCUCGAACAUCCAAACCAACACAAACUUCUUCCCACGGGGACCAAAUUCUGUAACUAGUCUCGUCAAGUUGGCACUGUCCAGCAACUUCCACAGUGGUCUGCUAAGCACCGCACAAAGCUAUCCUAGUCUGUCGAGUUCAUCGAACAAUGCAAAUUCGACUGCAUCCGGGGGGAACAACAACUCCGUUUCUGGAACCGGUUCUAAUACCAGCGGGGUACAAACCGCUACCAAUCAAUCUGUUUUAAAUCCAGCCCUCACAAUGAGCCUAACUUCCACGAGCAGCGAUAGUGAGCAGGUUUCUCUGGAAGACUUUUUGGAACAGUGUCGUGCACCUACCUUGCUGGGUGACCUGGAGGACGAUGAAGACAUGGAAGAUGAGAAUGACGACGAUGAAAACGAAGAUGAAUACGAGGAGGUGGGAAAUACCUUACUUCAGGUGAUGGUUUCACGCAAUCUGCUGUCCUUCAUGGACGAAGAAACGUUGGAAAAUCGGUUAGCAGCCGCCGGCAAGCGAAAGUCUUGGGAUGAUGAAUUUGUGCUGAAGCGCCAAUUCUCUGCGCUGAUUCCUGCUUUUGAUCCGCGACCUGGAAGGACGAACGUCAAUCAAACCAGUGAUCUGGAAAUCCCAGCACCAGGAAUCUCCACAGACAGCGCUCACACUAGCAGCAGCCAUUCGGAACAUGCCUCUCUGCCACAACCAUCACUCGCACUUUUACUGCGCGGUCCCAACAUAAACGGUGUGAACGAUGUGGAAAUUCUUCUCUCGCAUCCAGAUUGGACCAUAUUCCGAGCGGUUCAGGAGCUUGUCCUUCAAACCAACAUGACUAAGCAGGACAAAUUCCGCAAAAUUUGGCAACCAACUUACACGAUCGUUUACCGAGAAACAGCGGGAGGAUCCUCCUGCCGCGAGGAUUUCAGCAGUGGUGAAGACGGACGAACCACUCCGGUGAUCUCCAUGUUCUCCCAACGUAGUGGCGGAUCAACGCUCUCACCGAGCUCCCCCAUCCCCGGAACCCCAUCGAACACAGGCUCCUCAACGCACUGCACCGUAGAAGAUGUCCUACAGCUGCUAAGUCAACUCAACGCCAUCAAUCAGACACUUGCUUCUUCUCCGUCCAAUAACGACAAGAAUCUCAUUCCGGACGUGGAAAGUAACUAUCUGAAUCCGGAAAUCUUCAUGAGUAAGAAGAUCACCAACAAACUUCAGCAGCAAAUCCAGGAUCCGCUGGUGCUGGCCAGCGGAAGUUUACCGAAAUGGUGCGAAGAUUUUAACCAAAGCUGUCCAUUCCUGUUUCCUUUCGAAACGCGUCAAUUGUACUUCAACUGCACUGCAUUCGGUGCCUCCCGGAGCAUCGUUUGGCUCCAAUCACAGCGUGACGUGAAUCUAGAACGUCAACGGGCACCGGGUCUUAGUCCACGGCACGCCGAUCAGCAUGAAUUCCGCGUGGGACGCCUCAAGCACGAACGAGUUAAGGUACCUCGAGGGGAAAAUCUUCUCGAGUGGGCUCAACAGGUAAUGAAGAUUCACUGCAAUCGCAAAUCCGUGUUGGAAGUAGAAUUCGUUGGGGAAGAAGGAACCGGCUUGGGACCUACGCUGGAAUUCUAUGCUCUGGUAGCGGCAGAGCUUCAGAGAAGUGAUCUCGGCAUGUGGCUUUGCGAUGAUGAGCCGAAAUUAAUCGAGGAUGAAAUCGAUUUAGGCGAAGGCAGCAAGCCAAUUGGAUACUACGUGAGACGUUCCACCGGGUUAUUCCCUGCCCCGUUGCCGCAGGAGACAGAAAUUUGUAAUUUCGUGUCCAAUUACUUCUGGUUUUUGGGCGUAUUUCUAGCGAAAGUGCUUCAAGAUGGUCGGCUGGUGGAUCUACCACUUUCCAACAGCUUCCUGCAGCUACUUUGUCACAACAAAUCUAUCGUAAGGGACCCAUUGUGUGCCGUCUCUUCAAGAUCCGCGUUAAACGAUGAUAUAAUGAUUUCCUCACUCAUGUCAGAGGAAAGUGAUCGAGAUCUGGUAGACUCAUACCAGUCUAAAUUAGCCAACGACAGUUGUUGGUACGAUGGUAUCCUUUCCCAGGAAAAUUUGCAAGAAAUCGAUCCAAUACGAUAUGAAUUCCUGAAGGAGCUUCAGGAAUUGGCUCAGCAAAAGCAAAACAUCGAACAAAAUGAUGAUCUGUCAUCGGAAGAGAAACUUCUACAAAUAAGCGAGUUAAAAUUGAACACCAAAACAGGCAGCGUAGCGUUGGAAGACCUCGCUCUCACUUUUACCUAUCUCCCAAGCUCCAAAAAUUACGGUUUCCAGUCUGCAGAUUUGAUCCCGAAUGGUUCCAACAUCGACGUUACGAUCAACAAUGUCGAAGAGUACUGCAAUCUGACCAUCAGUUUCUGCCUGCAGGAAGGCAUUGCCAAACAGUUGGUAGCGUUCCAUCGGGGAUUUUGUGAGGUGUUUCCACUCAACAAAUUGGCUGCUUUCACUCCGGAGGAAAUACGAAAAAUGUUGUGUGGUGAGCAGAACCCCGAGUGGACUCGAGAGGAUAUUAUGACCUAUACAGAACCAAAAUUAGGAUACACGAAGGAAAGUCCCGGGUUCUUACGAUUCGUGAAUGUGCUCAUGGGCAUGAAUGCCAGCGAGAGGAAAGCAUUUUUACAGUUCACCACCGGAUGCAGCAGUCUACCGCCAGGUGGCUUAGCCAAUCUCCAUCCUCGUCUGACAGUGGUCCGAAAGGUAGACGCCGGCGAAGGCUCCUAUCCAUCGGUCAACACCUGCGUCCACUAUCUCAAGCUGCCGGAUUACCCAAAUGAAGCGAUUCUGCGAGAGCGAUUGCUUACAGCUACCAAGGAGAAGGGAUUCCACCUGAACUAAACAGAAGAAGAGUAAUAAUAGCGUGGAAAUCUGCUGCUACACAGGUAAAUUAAAAGUCUAGGAAAUUUUCUCAGUUCAAAAUUUGCUACUUUAUUGCGCCUAAGCGUGUGAUAUACAUUUUGUUAUCGUUCUGUUUAGCCCAUUUGCGAGGAAGCAAGAAUAUUUGUUAGAUUCAAAAGAGGAACUUAAAACAACCACUCUUAGAUUAGAUAUAUUCGCUCUAUAUUCUAUUCAAAGGCAAACAAAGAAAACACAUUGUUAGUGGAAAUGAAAAUAAUUUUAGAUAAUAGACUCAAUUGCUGAGCAGAAAAAAUAUCGACUUAAAGAUAAAGGAUACAAAAGAAACAAUAAAUAUAACUGAGAGAAUAACACACGUUGACGAUUACUUAAAGUUUUCGAUUUGUUACAGUUUUAUGUUUUUAAAAAGCUAAAAACUCGACAUUUCCUUUCAUGAAUAAAAGCUUAAAUUCUAAUGUAAUAAUGGAAAAGCAAAACAUAAUUUGAAUUUAGCCCCACAUUAUAAGUUUGCUGUGAGUAAAAGAAUAUACAAGUUAGGAUUAAUUUGACAGGCGCAGUUUUAAGUAGUCAUAAAGGAAUCAUUUUCUGUAAAUAUACACAAAACCGUCAUCAGAAUUAAGACCAACAAAUUUGAGCUGAAGACAGUCAGUCACACACACACACACACAUACACACCAACAAACAAGCAACACUAGAGAGAAGGCACAGGCAGCGUUAUGUGAUUUGAACUCAACCUUUUCUCGUUUAUCACCACUCCCCAGUUUUGAAAGAUUCAAUCACACCUCGAACACUAUUUUUAGGCAAUUUUUCAAUAUUCACUUAUGAGAAUAACGAAAAUAAUAAAAAAGUAUAUUAUGCAAAUGGUAUCUACACUGGAAGUUUACACAACGUUGAGAUCCACAUGAAUAUAUAUUAUAGAAGAUGUUUACCACAAACAAAAAAUGGAUUAUUAACCUAUGUCAAAAUACCGCUAUAAACAAACAAAAAAAACAAUAUUUGAAUGAAUUAUGCAAAUUGUAUCAAAAACUCGAAUUUUAAAUUCACCUGAAAUUAAAAUGUU
Toxorhynchites rutilus septentrionalis is the source of this 10920-nucleotide messenger RNA. It is a transcript of the gene Ufd4, whose product is annotated as E3 ubiquitin-protein ligase Ufd4. Gene Ontology annotation, molecular function: metal ion binding; protein binding; ubiquitin protein ligase activity. The coding region runs from base 1044 to 9842 and encodes 2932 amino acids. The record is from RefSeq and is a predicted model, not a curated record. The transcript has 13 exons. Gene Ontology annotation, cellular component: nuclear speck. Gene Ontology annotation, biological process: anatomical structure development; proteasome-mediated ubiquitin-dependent protein catabolic process; protein K63-linked ubiquitination. NCBI's taxonomy places the organism in Eukaryota, Metazoa, Arthropoda, Insecta, Diptera, Culicidae.